Molecule: messenger RNA, 3968 nt
Organism: Armigeres subalbatus
Lineage: Eukaryota; Metazoa; Arthropoda; Insecta; Diptera; Culicidae
Exons: 6
Coding region: 731-3934 (1067 amino acids)
Biological process (GO): transmembrane transport
Cellular component (GO): membrane
Molecular function (GO): transmembrane transporter activity
Source: RefSeq, a predicted model, not a curated record
AGCGAUCGCGCUAAACAGCACAACAAACAUUCAGCAAAGUUUGCGCGGAGGAACAAGAUCACACGCUUCCUCUCUCGCGAUCGUUUAUGUCUAUCGGCGCCAAUCGUUGCCGUCGUCCGUCGUCGUUGUCGUUCGAAGAUCCGAUAUUAGUGCAUACAGUGGACAAAGUGUAGCAGCAGUGGUGUGAGGUCAAUUGGAUCGUUAUCAUCAUCAUCAUCGGACAAAUGCGUGGAUGCGUAGAAACGGCGAGGGAGUAGCUGAUCUAUGUCCCCUAAGGGGGAUCCUUCUCGGUGUGGAAAUUUGGCCUUUAAUAUUUGCGUUGAAGAUUGACAGCCUUGACGCAAAUAUAUCACGUUGGGCGGUAGUCUCCCAAAAAUCUUUUGGAUGUGAAGACAACUUCCUAAGCAUACAUGGUGUCGGUGAAUUCAAUUCAAUCGUGCAAUUCAGAGUAAUUUAUUAUUUCAAUUCGGGUGUACACGAAAACUGUUGUGCAAACAUAGCGCGAAAAAAUACGUGAUUGUGAUUUGAGAGGAUUCAAUUGAAACGAUUCCAAGCAUCAGUAUUAUUCGAACACCCAAAGUGGGAUAGACAACUGGAGCAGCCUGUUUUCUUCGAAGCUAACGGCAAUACUUUUAACCAGGGACUUGUUGAUCUGCUAAACAGCAUUUACCAAAUUCGAGACAGAACGCAACACCAGGUGAAUGCGUGAGGAACUUUACUAGUCAUCAAUAUGGAAGCCAAUAUCCAGCUACAACCGGCGUGCUGCCUCUCGGAUGCAACAAAACAAAUAACCAACAAUCCAGAACUUUGUGAUACAUUCACCAACUACAAAGAGUUAUCCAAGAAGAGCCACGAUAGAAAGUACAAUGAUUUCCAUGAGCUACAAGCAAACUUCAAGGAACUGCAGGUCAAGGAUAAGUCAAAAACCAAACAAAUGAUGAGCAAGGGUAAUCGUAAAAAGAAAAGAAAGAAGCAAAAGCUAAAUUUCGAGGGAGAGACAUUCAAAGAUCCGGAUCCAUACCAGCUGGCAGUCCGCAAAACAAAGUAUGGAAAUCAGAAGAAUAAAUUCGUGUUUGAAGGAGAGAAGUUCGCAGAUCCGGAUCCGCACGGUUUGGCCAUUCGGAAGAGCUCAGUUAGCAGCUUUGACGAUAAGUAUGUUCUGGACGAAUAUAUGUCACAGUUGCACCAUGCACAUCCAGGCGUCGUUAACGGUAGUAUGGACAAUUUUAACAAGGAUAUUUACAUCGGAAAGCUAGAUUACGACGAGGACAACGAAGAUAGCUCCCUAGAUGAUGCUCAGGAAAGUUGUUACAAUGCGUCAGCAUUGGCACAGUUCCUGGCAGUAGGUGUGAAAAAUGUGUUACUGCUAGGAUAUGGAAUGAGUCUGGGUUUCCCAACGAUCGUCAUUCCAGCGAUUCAAGGAGGUGAAGGUCGUGAACCCAGUAUGGAAGAAGGAUUCACUCUCAACAAAGAUGAGAUAUCGUGGCUUAGUUCAAUAAAUCUCAUUUGUGUUCCAUUGGGUUGUGUGUUUUCUGGAAUGCUGAGUCAGCCCAUAGGAAGACGUAGAGCUAUGCAAUUAGUAAACAUCCCAGUGUUCAUUUCCUGGAUACUGUUUCACCUAGCACAGGACGCCCAUUUCCUGUAUUGCGGUCUAGCUCUUAGCGGUUUCAGCGGUGGUUUAGGCGAAGCACCGGUUCUUACAUAUGUAGCUGAAAUCACCCAACCUCGGUACCGUGGUAUGCUGGCAGCAAGUGGAUCUACUUUCGUAAUACUUGGUGUUCUAAUAGAAUUUUUCAUGGGCAGUUUCCUACGGUGGCGAACCGUGGCUUUAUGCAGUGCUUGUGUGCCGGUAGUCUCAUUCAUUCUGCUUUUCUUCGUGCCCGAAAGUCCCGUUUGGUUAGCACAGAAGAACAAACCGAAGCGUGCCCGCAAAGCACUGGCCUGGUUGCGAGGUUGGGUUCCGGAGGAACAGAUAGAGCAAGAAUACACCGAACUUUUGAAUCACAUGGAACAAACUGCUAAGCAGCAGAAGCAUCUAUCAGCUGCCAAAAAGUUACAACUAUACACCAGUAAACCAUUCUUGAAACCGUUUGCUGUUAUCAGUCUUUGCUUCUUUAUUGGGCAUUUCUCCGGGAUGACAACACUGCAAACAUAUGCCGUGCAGAUAUUCCACACCCUAAAAGCUCCCAUCGAUAAGUACUAUGCAACAAUACUACUGGGAGUAGCUGAACUACUCGGGACUUUGUUUUGCAUGGGACUCGUACAUUACAGUGGAAAACGUCCGUUAGUAUUUGUAUCUUCGAUAGGAUGCGGCAUCUGUUUCUUCUCGGUGGCCAGUUACGCCUACUUUCUGCACAUGAUUCCUGGGCCUUCAGUGAACAACGUUGUAGCAAAUGUUUCAGCAAUCAAAACGGACGUCCGCGUGAUACCUCUUAAUCACACAGAAAUUCUGUCGAUCGGCCAAAUCGACAGUUUGGCAGAUUUCGUACAAAAUACUACUAAGGAGUUACCAUACACGAACUUUAACAUAACUAGCGAUACAGCGUACGAUAAUCUAAAUUUCAACCCUUUGUACGUGAACGGUUCCUAUGACGAUACCGUUGAGAAAGACAUCCGUUACGGAGAAUAUGUCCGAACUGUGUUCCCCAGAGAUGUUCUAGUCCAAAUUCCAAAUGCCAACGAAAAUAAAUAUCUAUGGUUACCUUUAACGCUCCUAUUGGGAAGCGCUUUCCUAACCCAUAUGGGAAUACGAAUGAUCCCAUGGAUGUUAAUUGGUGAACUGUUUGCUCCGUCAAUACGUAGCGGAGCAUCCGGAAUUUCCGGCGGAACAGGCUAUAUCUUUGGAUUCCUCGCAAAUAAGCUUUUUCUACGAAUGUUAGCCACAUUAACCUUACCAGGAACUUUCUGGAUGUACUCCGCCAUUACCUUCAUUGGUACCGCCAUUUUAUACAAGAUCCUUCCGGAGACGGAAGGCAAAAGCCUUAUGGAAAUAGAGCAAUAUUUUUCGAAGAAACGAAAAGAUAGCAUUCAUUUUGAUUUGGACUUGGAAGCCCCGCCAAAACCUAAACCAAGGAUUUCGAUAUCGCCUACAGCAAUUGCGCCACCACCACUUCCGCCAAGAUCUCAUCCAUUAAAAGAUGAUCUGGGACGAAUUCGCAAGACUUCUCACAUGGCUCAAACUCGCAGGUUAUCUGACACAUCAAAUACGUCAAGAAAAAUAUCUACUUGUUCUUCAAACAAAUCGGCUCAAUCGUAUGCUCUGAGUGAAACACCUGCUGCCGCAAUUAUGGAGAACUAUAGAAAAAUAUCGGCUAGUAAAACCCCUAUAACGCCAUCUGCUUCUUCAGAUACCCAACAGCCAGUUUUGGUUGUACCCCCGAGAUUAAAAGCCGUUAAAACUCCACAAAUUGAAGAGCCAUCGGAACUUAGUGGCACACAACGGUACAAAAAGUACGGUAAAAGUAUUAGCGUUAUAGAGAAUACGAAGCGCAAGGUGAGCAAUACAGCUGCGCCGGCCAUAGAAGUUAAACCACGAAAGGUAUCCAAUAGUGAACAAUUGCCCAAAAAUAAGCGAUAUUCCCGUAGCUCUAGGCUUGGCAAACCAGUAACGAUCGAGGGAUUCGAUGUUACAACCUGGGACAGCAACAUCAAAUUCGAAGAAAUGCUCCGUAAGCGACAAGAAGCUCCAAAUUAUGAGGAUGAUGCCGACGAUUCUAACUUCGAAGCUGAACCAAUCUCAAACACCUCAGCCAGCCAGCAUGAUCUGAGACAGCUGGAGCAACACGUGCAGCAAAGAGACGCCCAUAUGAUGGCCAUGGGUAUACGCAGGACUAGACAGAACUCGGGUAGUUUGAACAUGCUGAGCACAGGGCACAUGGGGCAGGAAAAUCCGGCUUUUAAGGGAAGCAAAGAUAGUGUGGAUACCAAAAUGUAGAGUAUUGUUGAAUGACUAGUAGAAGAGGAUUAAA